CGGUCUUCUUUAUUUUUCACGAUGGAAGCAUCCUUGGCAGUCGCACUGGUCGUUUUGAGCGUUUUCCUGCACGGUGGUUCGGGCCGUCCGCCCAUUCCCAACGACGAGCCCAGCAAUCCGCCCAAUAACCAGAUAGUGUUUUACAAGAACCAUCAGCGCAGCAACGGCUACCAGUUCGAGUACGUAGCCGAGGAUGGGUCCCGACGUCAAGAAAUCGCCACCCUGGAGGACCGAGAGAACGAGACUGAGCCGGUCCUGCACGUGAAGGGCACCUACGAGUACUCGGACGGAGAUGGGCGCAAAUACGUGGUCAAUUACGAGGCUGACGACAAGGGCAUGAAGCACGAAGGAGAUAUCGUGCCACCGCGUGAAAAAGCCUGGAGUAUCACGCCUUAAGAAUAUUGCGAUGUGUAAAAAUUAGGGUACUUUUACUUGCUGGGAACGUAUUGUGCUGACUCAGAGGUGGAGAUUGAUAAUGGGGUUCUUCUGAGUUCGCGCAUACUUGUAAUAAAAGUGCUUAUGUAAUGUUGUGGAUAUAGUAGUAAUUGUAGAGUAAUCUCUGUUAAUAAAUCAUAAUUUAUUACACGUUUUGAUGUAACGUGUCGUAAAUUGUACGUUGCCGUCACGCUUAUGUUAAUGUCUUGAUGCUGCGAGAGAAGCUUGUGUGUAAAGUUGGUUGCCUAGUAAAGUUGUCAAGAAUUAA
Messenger RNA from Zophobas morio, 703 nucleotides. Its product is annotated as larval cuticle protein 1-like. The transcript has 2 exons. The record is from RefSeq and is a predicted model, not a curated record. Bases 22 to 396 code for a protein of 124 amino acids. Lineage: Eukaryota; Metazoa; Arthropoda; Insecta; Coleoptera; Tenebrionidae.